Molecule: messenger RNA, 1602 nt
Organism: Microcebus murinus (gray mouse lemur)
Lineage: Eukaryota; Metazoa; Chordata; Mammalia; Primates; Cheirogaleidae
Source: RefSeq, a predicted model, not a curated record
ACAGAUGUGAGUCACUGCACCUGGCCUAAAUCAGUGAUUCUUAACCAGAAACAAUUUUUCUUCUCUGGGGACAGUUGUGAUCGUCACUACCAGGGACUGGGGGUAGGUAGUUUCAUCUACUUCCAUCACUUUAAAUAUAUUUUAAAUGUCAGUGACUCCUGAAUUUUGAUCUCUAGCCUGUACCUCUCCCCUGAGCCACACAUUUGUGUGUCCAGCUGCUUUAUGUGGCAUCUCUACCUGGAGGUCUCUUGAGCAUCUUGGGAUGUCCAGCAUGGAGCUCUCGAUAAUUCCCCUCUGAAAUCUGUUCCUCCCUGGCUUUCUCUGUCGCAGUAAAUGGUAGCACCUCCACCCAGUGGCUCGGGCCAGAAACCUGGGAGUUGUCCUGAUCCUCUUUACUCCCUUCAGCUAACCAGAGGCAGGUUCCACCAGAUGCCCUGAACGUGUUUAAUGAUCCGUGUGCAGCGGCCCAUCUUAGGUCUUUCUGUCUGAGUGGAAGGAACAAAAAGUUGCUCUUUCACGGCUCACCAGUCUGGAGAUGAAAGACGAUUUCCUCCAUGGACUGCAGAUGCUAAAAUCUCUACAGAGCAAACGUGUUGUCACACUGCUUGGCUACUGUGAGGAUGACAACACUAUUCUUACUGAAUAUCACCCCUUAGGCUCCUUGAGCAACUUGGAGGAAACACUAAACCUUUCCAAGUACCAGCAUGUGAACACAUGGCAGCACCGCCUGCAGCUAGCCAUGAACUACGUCAGCAUCAUCAACUACCUGCACCAGAGCCCCCUGGGCACACUGGUCAUGUGCGACUCCAACGACCUGCCCAAGACACUCUCCCAGUAUCUGCUGACCAGUAACUUCAGCAUUGUGGCAAAUGACUUGGACGCCUUGCCCCUGGUGAACCACAGCUCCAGGACGCUGGUGAAGUGCGGCCACAGGGAGCUGCAUGGAGAUUUUGUGGCUCCGGAGCAACUGUGGCCCUUUGGAGAGGAUGUGCCUUUUCGUGAUGAUCUCAUGCCCUCCUAUGACGAGAAGAUCGACAUCUGGAAGAUCCCAGAUGUUUCUGGUUUCCUUCUGGGGCACGUUGAAGGGAGCGACAUGGUUCGAUUCCAUUUGUUUGAUAUUCAUAAGGCAUGUAAGAGCCAGACUCCUGCAGAAAGACCCACUGCUCAGGACAUUCUGGACACUUAUCAGAAGGUUUUGAAUUCACUCAGAGAUACCGUGAUGUCUCAGACAAGAGAAAUGCUAUAAAAACCAGUCCAGUCAUUGAAGGAUGGGAUUUAAGAACUGAAUGGAAGUUACAGCAGUUCUACUCUGACACUGGAGUUUUUUGCCUGAGUCUCAUGUUUCGUUGCUUUUUGCCGUUUAGCCAUGUGGUUCUUUUUCUACAUCCCUGUGCACGUUUGAGCGUGUUCUGCUUAUCCUGGCCACCUGGUUGCAAAUUGCUAGGCAAGAACAAACCAGGCCUGAUUUAAAUCUGGCUUUGCCUUUCUAAUGCCAGUUGCUUCCUGGUGAAGAUGUGGAGAAGCCGUGAAUCUAAUCAGUAUUCAAGGGAAGUAACAAAAAUGUAGCCACACUAAUAAAUGGAUUUAUAAGUUUGCAAGAAA